Messenger RNA from Polistes dominula (European paper wasp), 2318 nucleotides. It is a transcript of the gene ari-2, whose product is annotated as E3 ubiquitin-protein ligase ari-2. Gene Ontology annotation, molecular function: zinc ion binding; ubiquitin-protein transferase activity. The record is from RefSeq and is a predicted model, not a curated record. NCBI's taxonomy places the organism in Eukaryota, Metazoa, Arthropoda, Insecta, Hymenoptera, Vespidae. Gene Ontology annotation, biological process: protein ubiquitination.
AAGAUAAAAAAAAAAUAGAAAAGAGUAAAUAUGAAUUCUUCAAAUGUAAGAAAAAAGUGAUAGAAACUUUAAUGCGUAAACAUUAAUUACCAUUGAUAAAACAGAUCUCACGAUUAGUAAUAGAGUUACCAGUGGUAUAUUUCUGUUUUCUCGUGUGCGUACGCGCACACGUUAUAAAUGAAUACACAUAGAACGUUUGUUGGAAAAAAAGUAAUCUCGUUUUUAUAAAUCCUUUGUAAAUAUAUCAAAUAAUUGAUGUAAAUUAUCGUAUAAAAUAAAUCUAACUAUGAAUUUGUGAUAUUGUCAAAGAAAAUAAAUAACAACAAGAAUUCAAAAGAUCGCGAAAAUCGAGGAAAGAUCUUUCAAAUAAAGCAUACAUACUCGUUCGUUCUGUCGUAUUGUAUAAGGUUAAAGCGUGUUUAAAAAAAAAUGCUAUGAACUCAAUAGAGCUGUUUGAUGUCAGAUGUCAGGCGAAGAAUAUGACAGUGAAAUGGAUUGUUCGGAUUCAGACUGUGGAGACCCAGGUUAUGAAGAUUAUUAUAAUGUACAACCAUGGGGUGGUGAAGUAGAUAACGAUGUUGAUCCCGAUCAAAAUAGAAGGGAUCCGGAGUUUGCUGUUUAUGAUUGUUUAAGAGUUGACGAAGUAGAAAGGCUUUUGAAUGAAAAUGUUGAAGUACUAAGCAACAAUCUUCGUAUAACACCGUCCUUAGCCAAAGUAUUAUUACAUGCACACAAUUGGGCACUGCAAGAUAUAAUAUCCAAAUAUCGUACCAAUGCUUCCAAUUUAUUGACCAGUUCGAAAAUUAGACCGGUGCCUUUGGUGGAUUCUACCUCAGGAACUAAAGGAUUGUGUUCUGUGUGUGUAACUGUUCAUCGUGCUGAUAAAUUUUCUACUCUUAUGUGUGGUCAUUCAUUUUGCAAAGACUGUUGGUGUAUGCAUUUUGAAGUACAAAUAACACAAGGUAUAUCUACUGGAAUAAGUUGCAUGGCACAAGAUUGCGACGUUUUAGUACCAGAAGAUUUUGUCUUAUCCUUGCUCACUAAGCCUAAUAUGAGAGAAAAGUAUCAACAAUUUGCUUUUUGUGAUUACGUUAAGUCUCAUCCACAAUUAAGAUUUUGUCCUGGCCCAAAUUGCCAAAUAGUCUUGCGUUCGAAAGAACAACGAGCUAAAAGAGUUAUGUGUUCUUCUUGUAAAACUGUAUUUUGUUUUCGAUGUGGUAUGGAUUAUCAUGCUCCUACUGAUUGUAACACAAUUAAAAAGUGGUUAACAAAAUGUGCAGAUGAUUCAGAAACAGCAAAUUAUAUUAGUGCUCAUACCAAAGAUUGUCCAAAAUGCCAUAUUUGUAUAGAAAAAAAUGGUGGUUGUAAUCAUAUGCAAUGUUAUAAUUGUAAGCAUGAUUUUUGUUGGAUGUGUCUUCAUAAUUGGAAAUUACACGGAAGUGAAUAUUAUGAAUGUUCACGUUACAAAGAGAAUCCUAAUAUUGCACAUGAAAGUGUUCAUGCUCAAGCAAGGGAAGCAUUAAAAAAAUAUUUACAUUAUUACGAAAGGUGGGAAAAUCAUAGUAAAUCUCUUAAACUGGAAGAACAAACUUUAGAAGGUAUAAAGAUGAGAAUUAAUAAAAAAGUCAUGACAGCAAGUGGUACAUGGAUAGAUUGGCAACAUUUGUUUGAAGCUGCAUCGCUUUUAGCUCGUUGUCGUUACACUUUACAAUAUACAUAUCCUUAUGCUUACUACAUGGAAGCUGGUCCAAGAAAAGAACUUUUCGAGUAUCAGCAAGCACAACUGGAAGCAGAAAUAGAAAAUCUCUCAUGGAAAAUAGAACGAGCGGAAACAACAGAUCGUGGAGAUCUAGAAAAUCAAAUGGACAUUGCAGAAAAACGUCGCGUUACUUUAUUAAAGGACUUUCUUGAGGUAUAACUAUUAAUUAAAUAAGUAUUCAUUUGACAAAUGUCACAGAUUGUCUCUCUUAGGUUUUUCUAAAAUGUCAACAUCGCUAGUUUUGAUUUUUGAAAUAUGGAUGCAUAUGUAUAGUAAUUAUAGAUCAAAACUUCCUGCGCUUUUAAAAUUCAUGUCUAGUAAGACAUGAUUUAACCACUUGCGAUGGAAAAACGUGCACGCACAUCGUGAUGCUUUUGUCGCAAAAUUGCCAACGACGUGCGUGGCACACGCGACGGAGAAUUCUUCGCCAUCGCAAGUGGUUAAUAUGUAAAGAACAGUCUUCCUAAUAAGGAAAACUUUUACGAUUCGCAGGUUAAGUAUAAUAUAUGUUGAGAAAUUAUAAUAAGUUAGUCAGAAAAGAUAUUUAUUCUUCUCAUUA